CGGUUUGGGAGCUGGGCCGCAGCGCGCGGAGGCCGCCAUGGUGCGGUUUAAGCACAGGUACCUACUGUGCGAGGUGGUGUCUGAUGACCCCCGUUGCCGCCUGAGUCUGGAGGACCGAGUGCUGGGCGGCCUCAUACGGGACACGAUCGCCCGCGUGCACGGGACUUUCGGCGCAGCCUCCUGCUCCAUCGGCUUCGCGGUGCGAUACCUCAAUGCCUAUACUGGAGUAGUGCUACUUCGAUGCCGGAAGGAAUUCUACCACCUCGUGUGCUCAGCUCUUCCUUUCAUCACAUACUUGGAGAACAAAGGACACCGUUACCCGUGUUUCCUCAACACCUUACACGUGGGAGGUACAAUUAGAACAUGCCAGAAGUUCCUGAUUCAUUACAACAGGAGACAGCUGUUGAUCUUAUUGCAGAACUGCACCGACGAAGAACGGCAAGCUAUCCAGAAGUCUGUCGUCAGAAGCUGUUUACUAGAGGAGAGGUCAGAUGAGGAGUUUUCGGAGAGUGGUGAUGAGGAGGCUGCUGAAGCAAUGGAGUGAACCUCUGCAGGCUGUGCUGGGCCCGAGAUUCAGGGCCCAGUUGUUGGAACAGGACAUUCUGGGAGGCAGCAGCAUCUGCUACAAUUUUGCCAAAGUGGAUGACUGCUCACCCGAGGCCAAGGUAUCAGCUCAAAGUAGAGGACUUGUUCACUUAAACUGAAGUCACCUUUACCUAGCGCUGCCAGGUUAAGUGGUCCUGCAGGUGGUGAACCCCCAGCAGUUACAGACUAUCUAAUUGCCUGGCUGAGUAGGUUUAAUAAAUGUACUUGGCAGGGCACCUGGGUGGCUCAGUCAGUUAAGCAUCCGACUCUUGGUUUU
This is a messenger RNA of Enhydra lutris kenyoni (northern sea otter), 862 nucleotides long. RefSeq names its product POP5 homolog, ribonuclease P/MRP subunit (gene POP5). Gene Ontology annotation, molecular function: ribonuclease P RNA binding. The record is from RefSeq and is a predicted model, not a curated record. Lineage: Eukaryota; Metazoa; Chordata; Mammalia; Carnivora; Mustelidae. The transcript is spliced from 5 exons. Gene Ontology annotation, biological process: tRNA 5'-leader removal. Gene Ontology annotation, cellular component: ribonuclease P complex. The coding region runs from base 38 to 544 and encodes 168 amino acids.